Molecule: messenger RNA, 368 nt
Organism: Topomyia yanbarensis
Lineage: Eukaryota; Metazoa; Arthropoda; Insecta; Diptera; Culicidae
Product: cuticle protein CP14.6-like
Exons: 1
Cellular component (GO): chitin-based extracellular matrix
Molecular function (GO): structural constituent of chitin-based larval cuticle
Source: RefSeq, a predicted model, not a curated record
GCAUUCGUCGCGCUGCUGGCAUUCGCUGCUGCCAUUCCGAGGCCGGAUAAAGAUGCGCAGACGCUGCGGUUCGAUAACAACCACAACGGGAUAGAUGGCUACAAUUAUCAGGUGGAAACCAGCAACGGUAUCAAACAGGAGGAACAGGCCGAGCUGAGAAGUUUCGGUGAGGAUAAUGCGGCCAUUGUGGUACGUGGUUCGUACUCCUUCGUUGCCGAUGAUGGUCAGGUUUAUACCGUGAACUAUAUCGCCGACGAGAAUGGGUUCCAGCCGGAGGCGCCACAUCUGCCCAAGGCUUAAGUCAGAGCAAGUGAAGUGUGUUGAGUGAUGAAAGUAGAUCUUGUUAAUAAAAAAAUUAAUACUGAAAA